AUGAUACUUAACGGAAGCAAUAGAAAGCAAGGAGAAUGGAAAUACAUAGGAGAACAAGGAGCAUCGGUAAUAGAUUAUGUGGUAACGAAUGAAAAGGCUAUAGAGGAGGUAAGAAAGGUGGAGGAAGGAAGCAGAACAGAAUCGGACCAUGUUCCAAUGGAAGUGGAAAUAGAAGGAAUAAGAAGAAAAAGAAGAAAAGAAAGUGGCUGUGUGGAGGUGAAAAGGAGCGUAUGGUCGGUGGAAGGGAUAGAGCACUAUCAUGAAAAAUGUGAGGGGUGCACGGAAACAAAUAUAGAGGAGAUGUGGUCAGCAAUGGAAAAUAAAGUGAAAGAAUCAAUAAUGAGGGUCAAGAAAAAGGUAACGCCAUGGAGGUUAGGAAGAAAGGAAUGGCACAGCAAGGAAUGGAAAGAGAAAAAAAGAGAGCUAAGACGGAAACUAAGAAAAUUGAAGAAAGACAAGAUAAAAAGGGAGGAGUAUGUAAGAAAGAGAAGGGAGUAUAGAAAAUGGUGUGAAGGGGAGAAAAAGAAACACGAGGAGGAAGAGGAAGAAAAAAUAAGAUCCAUAAGGACAGAAGAAGAAGCAUGGAGGUAUAUAAAUAAAUACAGAAAGAAGAGAGAAAGAGUGGACGAGGGGAUAGAGUUACACACCUGGAACGAACAUUUUAUGGAGCUACUAGGAGGAACAAAGGAGAGAGUGAUAAUGGAGGAGGAAGAGGAACGAAGAGGAGAAUAG
Pseudomyrmex gracilis is the source of this 732-nucleotide messenger RNA. Its product is annotated as vicilin-like seed storage protein At2g18540. The coding region runs from base 1 to 732 and encodes 243 amino acids. The transcript has a single exon. The record is from RefSeq and is a predicted model, not a curated record. NCBI's taxonomy places the organism in Eukaryota, Metazoa, Arthropoda, Insecta, Hymenoptera, Formicidae.